Dipodomys ordii (Ord's kangaroo rat) is the source of this 1293-nucleotide messenger RNA. RefSeq names its product G2/mitotic-specific cyclin-B1-like. The record is from RefSeq and is a predicted model, not a curated record. NCBI's taxonomy places the organism in Eukaryota, Metazoa, Chordata, Mammalia, Rodentia, Heteromyidae. Gene Ontology annotation, molecular function: cyclin-dependent protein serine/threonine kinase regulator activity. Gene Ontology annotation, cellular component: cyclin B1-CDK1 complex; cytoplasm; mitochondrial matrix. Gene Ontology annotation, biological process: regulation of cyclin-dependent protein serine/threonine kinase activity; mitotic metaphase chromosome alignment; mitotic cell cycle phase transition.
AUGAUGCUCCGGUUCACCAGGAACACGAAAAUUAAUGCUGAAAAUAAGGUCAAGGUCACCAUGGCAGGCGCAAAGUGUGUGCUUGUGCCGACUGCAGCAGCUUCUAAACCCGGGCUGAGACCAAGAACUGCUCUUGGAGAUAUUGGUAAUAAAAACAGUGAACAGCUACAGGCCAGAGUGCCUCUGAAGAAGGAAGUAAAAGCUUCAGCUACUGGAAAAGUUGCUAAAAAGCUACCAAAACCUGGUAAAGGCCCCUGUGAGUAGCCAGAGCCAGAGCCAGAGCCAGAGCCUGAACCUGAACCUGAACCUGAACCUGAGCCUGUAAAGGAAGAAAAACUUUCACCUGAACCUAUUUUGGUUGAUACUCCCUCUCCAAGCCCAAUGGAAACAUCUGGAUGUGCCCCUGCCAAAGAAUAUUUGUGUCAGGCUUUCUCUGAUGUAAUACUUGCAGUGAAUGAUGUGGAUGCAGAAGAUGGAGCUGAUCCAAAUCUUUGUAGUGAAUAUGUGAAAGAUAUUUAUGCUUAUCUGAGACAACUUGAGGAAGAACAGUCUGUCUGACCAAAAUACCUGCUAGGUCGGGAAGUCACUGCAAACAUGAGAGCCAUCCUAAUUGACUGGCUAGUGCAAGUUCAAAUGAAAUUCCAGUUGCUACAAGAGACUAUGUACAUGACUGUUUCUGUUAUUGAUAGGUUCAUGCAGAAUAAUUGUGUGCCCAAGAAAAUGCUGCAGCUGGUUGGUGUCACUGCCGUGUUUAUUGCAAGCAAAUAUGAAGAAAUGUAUCCUCCAGAAAUUGGUGACUUUGCUUUUGUAACUAACAAUACUUACACUAAGCACCAAACCAGACAGAUGGAAAUGAAGAUUCUAAGAGCUUUGAAUUUUAGUCUGGGCCGCCCUCUACCCCUGCACUUCCUUCGCAGAGUCAAAUUUGGAGAGGUUGAUGUUGAGCAGCAUACAUUGGCCAAAUACCUGAUGGAACUGACUAUGAUGGAUUAUGAAAUGGUGCACAUUCCUCCUUCUCAAAUUGCAGCAGGAGCUUUUUGCUUAGCACUGAAAAUUCUUGAUAAUGGUGAAUGGACACCAACUCUACAGCAUUACCUGUCUUAUACUGAGGAAUCUCUUCUUCCUGUUAUGCAGCACCUGGCUAAGAAUGUAGUCAUGGUGAAUCGGGGGCUUACAAAGCACAUGACUAUCAAGAACAAGUAAGCUACAUCUAGGCAUGCUAACAUCAGCAUUCUACCACAGCUGAAUUCUGCACUAGUUCAAGACUUAGCCAAUGCUGUGACAAAGGUGUAA